Molecule: messenger RNA, 2938 nt
Organism: Wyeomyia smithii (pitcher-plant mosquito)
Lineage: Eukaryota; Metazoa; Arthropoda; Insecta; Diptera; Culicidae
Product: glycoprotein-N-acetylgalactosamine 3-beta-galactosyltransferase 1-like
Exons: 5
Coding region: 855-2147 (430 amino acids)
Cellular component (GO): membrane
Molecular function (GO): N-acetylgalactosaminide beta-1,3-galactosyltransferase activity
Source: RefSeq, a predicted model, not a curated record
UCCGGUUUGUCAAAUCGUCACAAGAUCCAUUAGAUCCCGGUUUCCCAUUUGUUGCGAUAUAUGUUAAUUUGAAAACGAUAGAAUAAAUCUACAUUGAUGAGAUGCCGAUUCUACCUUCACCCUAAACACCUCGAGCCACGAGUCGCCGUAAACGGUUCCUAAUCACGAUGUUAUCCAUAAUUUAGUCUUGCUGGAGAACACCGAAUGAAAUCCUACAAUAUUCGGUCAAAUUAUUGCUGACAUGCAAUUUAUUUUGAAACCAAUGCCAUAAACAACUAUUUAAAAACAAUCAAUUGCCGAAUUUGGUAAAUCGUGACACCAACAAGCAAUUCGAACCAAAACUACAGUACAACCUAACCCAACUGCAACCUAUUCACAUCUGGUUCCUACUAGACGCAGCCUCUAUCCGCUGAAACCAUAGCCAUAAUCAUUCGAAGAGGAACUAGCCUUACGCCAGUCGACGACACAGGGCGCGGAGAGCAUCUUCAACCACCAGCAGAGACAAACCGCCAGGAGGAGGAUACUCGUAGCUGGCAAAGCCGAUUGAAUAAGGAGGCAUCUUCAUUGCGGUUUCAAAUCUCGCCACAGAUAGAACGCUUUUGGCAAACUCAAGUGCACGCGACCGGUUCUUUGUGUGACUUUUAGACGUUUUAAUUUAUAAAUUUUCGCGUUAAUUGUUACUUGUGAAGCAGGUAACAUGUUUAAUCUACAGUUGAUUUGUUCAGUGCUUUCAACCAAUAGUUAACAAAUCUAUAUUAUUAGCACGAAAAGUGUUUCAAAGAAUGAAAAUUGCAUUGAAAGCUAAAAAUUGUGUGUUUCAAUAAAACUUAUAAUGCUAGAUAGUAACUAAAACAAUGAGUGCCGCGCAGCUUAGUUUAUUCCAAAGAAAAACAUCCAUCUCCCGCCGACAGCUAACAUUCCUUACCGGGAUAACGGUAGCAUGUUUAUUCACUGUAGUAUCAUUACUGCAGCAAAAGCGAAACGAUCUUCCCGAACCCUAUCGCUCGGGAUUCGCGGAUGACCAUCAGCCUACGGUCAGCCUAACCGAUAGCGUUCGCAUCCUGUGCUGGGUUAUGACCAGUCCAGCUAAUCACGAUACCAGAGCGAUUCACGUCAAACAAACUUGGGGAAGCCGAUGUAACAAACUGCUGAUAAUGAGUUCAGCUGAGGAUGAGAAGUUAGGAACGGUUGUCCUGAAGGUUACCGAGGGCCGCCGAAGUCUGUGGAAUAAGACCCGAGAGUCCUUUCGGUAUGUGUACGAAAAUCACCUGAACGAGUAUGAUUGGUUCUUGAAGGCGGAUGAUGACACGUACGUGAUUGUGGAAAAUCUCAGAUAUUUUUUGUACUCAUAUUCUUCGGAGUAUCCUAUAUAUUUUGGCAGCAAGUUUCGCUUCCCGCAGUAUGUCAGUCAGGGUUACUUUUCUGGUGGUGCCGGCUAUGUGCUCAGUCGAGAAGCGUUAAAACGGUUCAUAGAACAGGCUUUAGACAAGGCCGAAAAUUGUUCCGUUGUCUUGGAGACUGAAGACCUCGAAAUGGGAAAGUGCAUGGAAAGCAUCAACGUUACUGCCGGGGAUUCCCGGGACCAUCUGGGGCGAAAAAGGUUUUUGCCCCUGGAACCAAAAUUUCACCUCACUUCGAAUCCAGUGGAUGAUCCGGACUUUUGGUACAAUUAUUAUUCAUUCUACGAGCCGUUUUACGGGUUAAAAUGCUGCUCAGACCUUGCCAUCAGCUUCCAUUACGUACAAGGUCCGCAGAUGCACGUAAUGGACUUUCUAAUAUAUGGACUACACCCGUACGGUUUGGUUUAUAAAAAUCCCCCACUGCCACCAAAGAAAAGUUGGGACGAAGCGAAAGCCGUUGCUGGACCGUAUCCUGCGAGAAGUACCACGGUUAGAACGACGAGUUCAAGUGAAAGCUCAACAGCUGUUGAUGUGACCGAGAAGAACGAAAACGGAGUUUCGGAAAAUGCUUCUGAAGCUUUGAAUUUUAGUGAGAGUGCAACUGAAGCGGAAUUCGUCAGCAAAAGUAGUUCUUUUGCUGACACUGAUGGGAUGAAUCUGGACGAUUUUGCCAAUCGGAUUGUCAACGACAAAAUAUUAAUGCAAAAAAUAAUGGAAAAAUUGCAGAGUCAGCAAAAUGCAGCAUAGUCCCAACAAAAAAAAACUGGAUGUCACUGUUGUACAUAUCGUUUUAAUGUCUUCGCCAUACACAAUGCAACAAAAAAAAUAAAUUUUACUUAGUAUUCACACGCCUAAUAUAGACAUAAGCGAACUUCUCCUUGUGAACACAAACUCUCUGAUUUAGACAUACAAUAGGAUUAAUAUAAAACAUAAAUACAAAGCGUGGCGCAACAACCUCGCACGUGUCAUUGGAUUCAUUCGCUGACAGUUCGGAACUAAGCGAGAGCAAAAGCUUUGUAGUUUUAUUGCAUAUCUGAAGGCGUUUUAAGCUCAUUCAUUCCAGCUGUUCAUUCCAAACACCCAACUUAAGCCUACGGGGCAAGCCGGGAAAACGAACAAUUAAAAUCGAGCAUUUUAUAGACAUAAAUAUAAGUAAAAUUUAUGAACACAAUUUGCCAGCGCCGCUUCGAAAUGACUCUUUCGAAGCAGCAGAUUCAAGCAGGUUAUGGGCGCGAUGACUGAAGUCUCGCUCGUUUCGCAAGAGGACUACUCCGGAGAUGGCGACAAAGAGGCAUUGCUGGGAAACGCCAACUCGUACAAGUCUAAACGAUGCUAUUAAGUUGAAAUUAGCUUGUUUGGUCAGCACCAAUGACUAUCUAACCAUAGUGAGGUAGGAGUCACUGCGGUUUUUGAAUCGCUCUCUCACCUAUCGACACUGGGGAUUAAUUUAUCACAACUAUUAGCGUAUUGAACUGCGACAAAUGGUUGUCAGUAGUAAGAGUUAAACCUAUUUAAUACACGUUGCUCGGGUCAAAUCA